GCCCCCCCCCCCCCGGUGUCUCUGAGAGCCAUUUUCAGCCACUUAUUUUACGUUUCUCAGGCUGUGGUUAUACCCAGACACGAAACUUGAUAGUAAAUGUCCACUCGCUAUCUUCUCUGCUUCAUAAUCUUAACUUUUUUACCAUUUUGCUUUCCUCAAAACGGCACCAUACCAUGCCCCUUGAACUUCACCAUCCUCCGCCCCGCCCUUUCCAACAGGCCCCAAUUCAACACCUCCGGCGUCUGCAACUUCCUCCUCCAGGGCCUCCGCCUUGUUCUCUCCGACUACCUUGAACGCACCGGUUCAUUCGUUCCUCCCUCAAACUCCUCCGACUCCUGUUGGCAAUCUUAUCAAUCUCUCCUCCCAAACUUCAACCUCCGUUCCUCAUGCGGUUUCCAAACCGCUUGGAUCUCCCAAGGCUGCUUGGACUUAACCACGAGGUCCGAAUUCGAAGCUUCCGUCCCGACCACCACCUUAAACGACGUGGCUUUAAGCUGUAAUCAGUCCUUGGGUGGUCCUGCUUGUGCUUCAUGUACUAGAAGCUUGUCCAAUUUGCAAGCUUUGUACUGGUCGAACAAUUCGAUUGCCAACGUGUCCGACUGCACGGCCUACCCGUUUAUUUAUGCAGCAGCUGUUGCUAAUCAUUUUGGACCAACAAAUGAAGAUACAGCCAUUUGUUUAUUCUCAAUCAGGUUAAGUGAUAGCAGGAAUGGUGAGGGUAAGCAAAAAGGUGUAGUUUGGGGUGUAAUAAUCGGGGUUGGGGUUGGUUUAGCUGUUUUCAUCCUUGGGUUUUGGUUUCUUUAUAGAAAACAUCAAGACUCAAAGAAGAAAACGAGGGAUCGAAUUCAGAAUCUUGAAAGUACUAAUCUGGUUAAGUUUACCUUGGAUGAGAUUAAGGAAGCUACAAGGAAUUUCUCCAUAGAUAACAUUAUAGGCAGGGGAGGCUAUGGGAACGUGUACAAAGGCCACUUACCCGAUGGCUCUGGGGUUGCUUUCAAGAGGUUCAAGAACUGUUCCGCCGUCGGUGAUGCCAAUUUCGAGCACGAAGUAGAGGUUAUCGCUAGUGUUAGGCAUGUGAAUCUCGUUGCUUUAAGAGGAUAUUGUACCGCUACGACACCAUCAGACGGUCAUCAGAGGAUAAUCGUGUGUGAUUUAAUGAAGAACGGGAGUUUGCAUGAUCACCUCUUCGGUCCGACGAAAGCGAGACUUAGUUGGCCAACUCGUCGGAAGAUUGCGUUAGGGACAGCGAGAGGGUUGGCUUACUUGCAUCACGGGGCACAACCGGCAAUCAUUCAUAGGGAUAUCAAAGCAAGUAAUAUACUCUUGGAUGACAUGUUUGAGGCCAAGGUCGCGGAUUUCGGACUUGCCAAGUUUACGCCGGAAGGGAUAUCACAUUUGACUACCAGGGUAGCUGGAACAAUGGGAUAUGUUGCACCUGAGUAUGCACUGUAUGGCCAAUUGACUGAUAGGAGCGAUGUGUAUAGUUUUGGUGUAAUACUUCUUGAGCUGUUGAGUGGAAAAAAGGCGUUCACCAUGAGUGAUGAGAACCACCCCUCUGUUGUGGCUGAUUGGGCCUGGUCGUUGGUGAGGAGCGACAAAGCAUUGGACGUUAUCGAAGCCGGCAUGCCGGAUUUGGGGCCGCCAGAAGUUCUAGAGAAACAUGUGUUGGUAGCGGUUCUUUGUUCUCAUCCGGAGUUACAAUGCAGGCCAUCCAUGGAUCAGGUUGUGAAAAUGUUGGAAACAGACGUUUCUGUUCCCUCGAUCCCUGAACGGCCGAUUCCGCUGGUUGCUCGUAUCAAUGACAUCGAGAGAUCUAUAGAAUGUCACGGCUCGGAUCAGGUCGGUAAGAAGGGAAGUACAAGUUCAGGGUCUUCAAUAGAAGUUUUUCAUAAGCACACAAUAAGCUGAUUGAGCUCUUCAACAAACGCAGAAUUGCAUAUACUGAUACAAUGGAUACAUUACAAUCAAGUUAGAUUCGUUUAAACUCAAUCGAUAU
Molecule: messenger RNA, 1996 nt
Organism: Hibiscus syriacus
Lineage: Eukaryota; Viridiplantae; Streptophyta; Magnoliopsida; Malvales; Malvaceae
Product: probable LRR receptor-like serine/threonine-protein kinase RKF3
Exons: 1
Coding region: 97-1908 (603 amino acids)
Biological process (GO): protein phosphorylation
Molecular function (GO): ATP binding; protein kinase activity
Source: RefSeq, a predicted model, not a curated record